AUGCCACUCUCAGGAGGAGGAAUUUGUGACUGCUUAAUACUCCAGGGAUCAGUCGUUCAUUUGGCGGUCAUGUUUGGGUCACAGUGGAGGUUGUUGCUGAGUGCUCUCCUUGUUGGUGCCGUAAUAUUCGAGUUAGAUGCCCAAGAACAGAGGACCACUCCAGGGAGGAAGCCCAAGCAAAACAAACCCAAACUUGAGAAACCCACAAAUAAAGGACCCAGAGCAGCAACAGUCAAACCCAAGAUCAAAGCUACACCUGCAGCCCCACAAACUGUUCUCUCACAGGUGCUAAACAGAGGGAAGUUUAAGAAAGUGGGAGAGACCAUAAGUGUGCAGUCAGGAGACACUCUGGAGCUGAGAUGCAGAGGCAAACCUGUGCAGUGGAGCGUGCCUCCGUACCUGGAGGAGGAUGAUGAUGGAAGGCUCAGUAUCGUCCAACAAGAGAGAUAUGGUGCUCUUACGUUAGUCAACACAACUGGUGCAGACACAGGGGAGUACACAUGUUAUCCAAUGUACUGUGAAGAUACAGACUGCAGGAAGGAGUAUGACAAAGCCAUCAAAGUCUUCGUCUUCUUUCCCGACCCACAUGAACUGUUUGUUCCUUCGUCUGAGUACUACGAGGUGAUUCAGCUCAGAUCCAACUGGCCCACAGUCCUCCCCUGCCAGGUGACGUCACCUGAGGCUAAAGUAACACUGCACCGCGAGUUUCCACCAGAAGAAGUGACAGUGGACGGGAGGGAGAUCUCUUUUAAUGUCAGGAAGGGCAUAACAAUUCAUCGACCUCGGCCUACCCAUGCUGGAGCCUUGUACUGUGUCGCCAGUCUGGGCAACCUAAGGAUGAGCUCCACCAAGUACAUGCUCAUCUAUGUCAACUACCCCAUGGCUCCUCCCGCUCCAGUGAUCCAGGCCUCAUCAGAGUCGGUGGCAGUUGGCGAGAAUCUGCAGGUCAGCUGCUCUGUGAUGGGAGAACAGGACGUGGGUGUGGAGUUCACGUGGGACUACCCAGGAGUGCAGAUCGGGAGGCCUCUGUACACACGGGAGAGCAUCAGCCCAGUUGGCGGAGGAGCAGCUCGACAGCAAUCUCAGUCUGUCCUCCUGGUGGACGAGGUGAGGGACGUGGACCAGGGGACUUACACCUGCACUGCCCAGAACCUGCAAGGAGCCAGAUCAGUGUCCACCACAGUGAAAGUGGUCUCAAAGGCCAAACCCAAGAAACCACAAAAUAACAAAACAGGGUGAUAACACAAGGAGAGAGGUAGAGGAGGAAGAAGAUGAGAUGCAAAAUGUUGCUCUGUUACAGUAUGAAACAGCACGUUAUGACUCAUAUAUGAAUGCAUUAUUCCAACAAAAUAUUUCUCCUUCUGUCACUCUGAGUCAUGCAAACAAGCUGCAGCAUUGCUGUGAUAAAUGAGGCUAUGUUGUUUGGAUGACUGUAUAUAAAGUGAUGUGUUUCAGGCUCUUUUAUAAGUUUUGUAUUGGGUAGCUGCUGCUUUUCUACUUAUUUCUUUUUGUUCUUGACUCUGCCAGAUAUGAUGACAUAGAAAAUAGAAAUGCAAACAAACAAGUUUGAACUAGAUUUUAUAGUUAUUAAAGCAAAAGGUCUAACACUUUGGUUCCAGCUUCUUAAACAGUAUUUCUCAGUUUCAUAUUUUGUAUUUAGUUUUUCUUUGUGAUUCUCUCAGAUCAAAAAGACCUGACAUGACAUGUUGAGCUCUUGCAUAUUGGCCUGUAAAUGUUUAAAUAUUUUGUGACUAAACAUGGAAUUAAACAAAUUCAAGUAAAGUCCUUUGUGGCCUUAAUGAGACUAUAAUGAUGUUUAGUUCUUAUGGCAUUAAAUGAGUGGUUGCAUUAGUCUGUUCUGAGGUGAAGUGGCAACAGUGGGAUGUUUUUCCCUCAUUGACCCCUGUCUGACUCUGUUAAAAGUAACAAGACACAUUAUGCAGACUGACACAUUAUUGAAUCAAAUCUGUCAUAUUUUGCAAUGUAUUAUAUGUAUUGUGUUGUGUGCAUCACUUUAAUAUGGCAGUCUGCAAAUAGAGGGCUAUUCUAACCUAUAAGAACAGUCACCAUUAUGUGUUAACAAGCUGAAUACUCAACCAAAAUUUGUAAGAUGUGUGUUUUGUAGUAAAAUAAAAACACUUGACUCUGAGGUGAGAUGGAGUAAA
Messenger RNA from Notolabrus celidotus (New Zealand spotty), 2165 nucleotides. RefSeq names its product platelet-derived growth factor receptor-like protein. NCBI's taxonomy places the organism in Eukaryota, Metazoa, Chordata, Actinopteri, Labriformes, Labridae. The record is from RefSeq and is a predicted model, not a curated record. The transcript is spliced from 8 exons. The coding region runs from base 1 to 1239 and encodes 412 amino acids.